Molecule: messenger RNA, 345 nt
Organism: Rotaria sp. Silwood1
Lineage: Eukaryota; Metazoa; Rotifera; Eurotatoria; Philodinida; Philodinidae
Source: the annotation of a GenBank genome assembly
AUGUCUGGACGUAAAGAAUGGCCUGAAUUGGUUGGACAAACAUUCCAAGCAGCCUGUCAAAAAAUUUCAGAAUUUGAUAGUAGUUUAACUCCAUAUAAUGCGAGGAAUGGACAACAAGACCGAAUGUAUGAUCCAACUCGUGUUGUGUGUGUCACAAACGACAACGAUAUUAUAACUGAAGUUCCAUAUUAUAAUUAUGAGAGUAUGUUAAAUAUAAAUAUUGAAAUAGCAUCGAAAAUGAUUAUAUUUCGACCAGGUAUAGAAGCAUUAAUUAUACGAUGUAUACAGGAACCAAGCAAUAUUAUUAAUCGUCUCAAAUCAGCUGAACAAUAUUAUGUAAUUUAA